Paramuricea clavata is the source of this 534-nucleotide messenger RNA. The record is from the annotation of a GenBank genome assembly. Lineage: Eukaryota; Metazoa; Cnidaria; Anthozoa; Malacalcyonacea; Plexauridae.
AUGACGUAUAUAAAGAAGGGUACAGUUAUUUGUGUGAUAUUUCUCGUUCUUUGGGGCGUGUCGUCGCUAGUCGAAGCUUAUGAUCGAUGCUACAGUCGCUCGCGAUGUACAUCUCGAUAUCGAAGUUACAAGUAUUGUUGUAAAAGCAAAUCUUCUUCCUACAAUACUUGUCGCGACAGUUGUGUUGGAUCGUCGUGUAACUCAGAUACGGAUUGCGCUGCUGGAGAAUGUUGUGAUUCUAGCACAGAUAAAUGUAAGACUGGACAUUGUAAUGUGUCUGAUGGUUGGAUUAUUGCAGGCAUUGUUAUCGGCGUUGCUGUUGUUGCUGCCGUACCCUCUGGAAUUGUGUUUUGUUGCUGUCGUGCGGCAAGAGCUUCGAGACGUCCAGCUCAUGGCGGUGCGGUUGUAAUGGCACAACCCGCGACUACAGGAACCACAGUCCUUCAAACCCAACAACAAAAUCCGGUAAAACAAGGACAACCAAUGCAGUUUCAAAACCCUCAACCAUACCCUAACCAACCGCCACCAUAUUAA